Molecule: messenger RNA, 219 nt
Organism: Acaulospora colombiana
Lineage: Eukaryota; Fungi; Glomeromycota; Glomeromycetes; Diversisporales; Acaulosporaceae
Source: the annotation of a GenBank genome assembly
AUGAAGAGUUUGUCGUGGACCUGGCUCGUGGAAGAGUUCAAGGUUUUGAGCUCGGCGCUUUCCGAGGUUUACGCCUUAGCUCCCAUCCAAUCAUCCAGCCUCUCAGUAUAUAUAGCCCUGCGUUUAUUGCCCACAUUGGAACUAGUGUCGUACAAUAAUGUGACCGCACAGCUAGGCCCUGAGCGUAACUCUCAUAUUGCACUACGCACUGGAUACUAA